GUGUUCUUCGCAGGCUUCUGAACCAGGGCUGUAGUUUAUAGAUUUGUAUUUACCAGCUAAACUGUAAAAGAUUCCAGGGGGCAAAAACUCAUCCAUUUGAAGUUCACUGCAUCUAAAACUGUUUUAUCAAGAAAUAUUGAGCUACACGGUCUGUCAUCAGAAAAGUAUUGUUUUGAUCUUAGCCUUCUCUGAAGAUUUACAAAGGAAGAGAGGGAGGGAUGGCUUCUGUUGUAUAAGAUUUUGAGGUACAGUAAUCUAACAACAUUCUGUCUGCCACUCUGGAUCUUUUGGGAAAAGAUCACAAUUAUAGCAGGUUAAACUUAUUAUGUUGGUAAGUGUACAAAUCAUUUUUAACACUAAAAUCUAAAUAUUGUUUUUUUAAUAACAAUUGGUUUGUGUAUACAUAUUCUGCAAUUAUGUUCUUGAAAUGUGUUUUAAAAUUUUAGCCAAGUACCUUGUACAUAAAUAAAACAUAAGGCUAACACCACAGGGUUAAAAUAAAGUUAUUUUAAGACUCAAUGCUUCAUCUUCAGCAGGGUAGCUGCAGCUAAACCCAAUUUGAUACUGGUGGUAACUGAGGUAGCCUUUUUUCCUUUCUACUUUAUUAAUGGCUUGUGUAUAAUAAACAUUAUGAAAACAUAAAUCUGAGAGGCCACUGCAGCUACCUGAGAACCACAGAAGAAUAGCCUGUGAGUCUGCGGCUCAGGUGCAAAUUGAUCCGCCCAGCAACCCGCGACCAAAAAGCUGUAUAGAAAGCAACGGCCUGGAAAGCCUACUGAUGCAGAUGGAACGGCUCCUCAAACAAUCAACAGGGGCCCCUCCAGUCAUCAAAAUACCACCACUGUCCGUCAGAACGGUGUCUCUACCGGAACUGUACAAUGAUGGCAUUGUGUUGGCACCACGACAGCGGGAGAUCCUCGAAUCUACCCCACAUUACUUUCCACCUUCUAGAAGAUGGUCGUUUACGUCUGCGAAAUCUGCAUGCAGCGAGGAUACCUCUGGAGGGAGUGUCACACCUAUCUCUAAAGGCUGUCUGGAGAAGGCUCGUUUAAGGUGUACGGCAAGGAAGGAACGUGUCGUUUUCUGCACGAUGGAGACUGUAAAUAGAGGAUGGUUGCCAAUGCAGAAGAAAGCAGCCACCUACGUUAUUCACAGCGAUAAGGAGCAGAAAGAGACCGCUGCUGCAACAAGAGAGAAGGUGAACUCAUCUCCAAUGCGAAACAACUUGGACCAUAAGCAUACCCCAAGAAACAAGGACAACAUUUCUACAGGGUUGAGAUUUGAGGGAUUUCCUUUUAAAGGUACCGCAGACAUUCGCAAGGCCUUCAUCAAAGAGAAAGUUGGUUUGCUGGAAAACAGUCUGCCUGCUCCCAUUGGGGGUUACUUUCAAGACCUCCAGGGAAACAGGACAGCCUUGUCAUUAUUUCAGCCUGAUUUGAUUCACUCUGAUAAUCCACACAGGAAGGAAUGUGCAGCACCCUGCAUGAGUCCCUCACUUCCGGCAGAACAACCAAGGACAAUAGGAAUUCUGAGGACUUCCAGAGAAAAUGUGUGUCAGACAAACUCGGCUCACAUGAAGAGUAAAGCUGACCUGUCUAAGAUGAGACCAGGAUUCUCAUCCAUCACAAUAGCAGCUCGGAGAGUGACAACACCGGCCAGCAGACCACCAGAAACAACUCCUGACUCCUGUCUAAAACAUACAGAGGGAGCUUUGCCUUUAAAUGCUGUUGAUCCUGUUGUCACUGUGGACAGGCCUUCGAUUGGCAGGCACUGUAAACCUGUCCUGAGAAACAGAAAAGCCACGAUAAUAAAGGUGACAGAGUACAGGCACAGGUACAGUUACACCGAGAGUGGUAGAAAAGCUAGGGUGCCCGAGCACAGGCACAGUUACACUGAAGGUGAAAACAAAGAGAACGCAUAUUCUCAUUUGCGUGAGGAAGGGGACAGAAGAGGCUCCUCUGCCUCCUCGUCACAGGGUUUGGUUCGAUCGUCCACCCACUAUAAGGUGCCAGCUGAGUCAGCAAAUGCUGUCUUGUACCUGGACAAGUCCCUUUCCUUUUCCAUCCAUAAGCCUGAAAGAAACACCGUCCCACAAGUUCACAGAUCAGCCCUCUCUUUGUAUCUGAACAGCAGUUCUCCCAAAGAAACACUAGAUGGCGGAAGUGGCAAGACUAAUGAAAAUUAUUUACCAGGUCCUAAACCCACUGGGAACAGCAGCAGAGUAUCUGAUAAUACAGAAAUGAACCAGGAGACUUCCACAGUCCCUCCAUUAAAUCAAAAUGGGUUAACUCCUCAGAAACAUUCAUGUGUCGACGGCAUCUGGGGCAUUGCGUCUCAAUCAAGUGCACAAUCAAGGGCUGCUGCCUUGACAAAAGGGGCCCUUUGUGUAUUAGCACCACAAAUAGACAAACAAGAACAUCAAUUUAAUUAUGAGACCAGCAAGCAUCGGAACAAUUUCAGGAUCCUGCAUCUCGAUGAUGGCCAAGGCCUCCAGACUUCCAGUUAUCCAAACAGGAAGCAGACUGCUGAUCAGGGUGUAGGCAGCUUUGCUUCCCUUCCGGAACAAGAUGCACUCAAGAGAGGUUCCCCUCCAACCGGUGACUAUUUAUUGAAGGGAAAUUACUGCAGUGCAGUUACAGUGACAGCGCAAGCAAAACUCCAAACACAGCUCGUGUACCAGAUACCAGACAGUCCAGAGGCUGUUUUGGCAAGGGAUUCUAAGGCGUUUUCCAAAAUUACUUGGGAUACUUUUGAUGACAUAAAAAGCUUGGGCAAAGUGUCAGACUGUGAGAAAGAAGACAUCAGACAGCAGUCCACCCCCAGCAUGAUAACAGAACAUACCAGGAACCCAGGGAAACCAAAUCAGUGUGUUCAGUCCCACACUGACCUUGAGGACGGCUCUCGGACAACAUUGACUCUAAGAGAAGCCCUGGAACUCCUUCGGCCUGACUUCAUAACCCGUUCCAGGGAGCGCGUGCAGCAGCUUGAACUGCGAGCACUCCAGAGGAGAGCCGAGCAGAGCGAGCGUGUGAGCCCACCCCCAGGAAUACCCUCCAGCACCGCCAACAGAAAGAGGCAGUGCACCAGACCACACCCUCUCAGUGAUAACCUUUUCAAGCCAAAGGAGAGAACCAUUCCAGGAAAGGAGAUGCAACUGAGAUCUAAACGGAUUUACAAACAGCUGCCCGAAGUGAAAAGGAGAAAGGAAGAAGAACAGAAAAAAGUGGUAUCGCAAACAAACAGGCUGCGGGCUGAGCUUUUUAAAAAGAAAUUACUGGACCAAAUACUACAGAGAAGCAUUGAUUGAUGAAGAUGGAUCCUCUCUUAAAGGACAUCUGCUGUGUGCCACUGCUUUUAGCCAAGCCCUGUCAUGUACUUUUGUUCCUGUCUGCUUUAUUCUAAGCUGUUUCAUAUAUUUGUGUAAUGGUAACAGGGUUUUCUAUCUUUACUUCAGAAGGUACCAAAUGGGACACUUGAUAUACCCAAGCAGCAUUGCUUUCAAUACUAUGCACUGUAAAUAACAGUUGUAAGAGCUGGUUCUGGACUAUACAUAAAUAAACUCUAACACAUUUUCUUUCUAAUUCAACCUGGUUAGCAGAUAAUCAAAGAAGAUAUUUCUAGAGCAUUACUCAUGAAUGUUCACAGAGUGCUGAUUGCAUGAAUUAAGGAAGGCUGAACUGACUAUGAAAGAAAUAAACACAGCAUGUUUGCUUAAGA
This is a messenger RNA of Acipenser ruthenus (sterlet), 3717 nucleotides long. RefSeq names its product (E2-independent) E3 ubiquitin-conjugating enzyme FATS-like. The coding region runs from base 779 to 3307 and encodes 842 amino acids. Gene Ontology annotation, biological process: regulation of centriole replication. NCBI's taxonomy places the organism in Eukaryota, Metazoa, Chordata, Actinopteri, Acipenseriformes, Acipenseridae. The transcript has 10 exons. Gene Ontology annotation, cellular component: centrosome; centriole; cytosol. The record is from RefSeq and is a predicted model, not a curated record.